Molecule: messenger RNA, 1821 nt
Organism: Aphanomyces invadans
Lineage: Eukaryota; Oomycota; Saprolegniomycetes; Saprolegniales; Verrucalvaceae
Exons: 4
Coding region: 411-1475 (354 amino acids)
Biological process (GO): aspartate family amino acid biosynthetic process
Molecular function (GO): homoserine dehydrogenase activity; aspartate kinase activity
Source: RefSeq, a predicted model, not a curated record
GGAAGGAACGUUGGGCCUGGACGGACGCAUGGGGAGCUGCCACCGCACGUGAGCCCGCGAUGCCAAGCUUAAAGUGGCACGAGCUCAGGUGUACAAUGAUCAUGCGCUUGACGACGGUACUAUGUGCCUUCGCGGACGGCCAUGCGAGGUGUCUACGUUGCAGAAACAACUUGCAAUGACGAAGAAUUCGCUUACAGCAUGUGCAAUGGCCACCUUCACAUCGACCGCAACAUGUCCGUCACCAUCGUUCAUUCGCGUUGGAUUUGCGUCAAGUCUCGUGGCAUGCGCAUGGCCGCUGUCGCCGACCUCCGCAGACAAGUACCAGCGUGUUGGGGUUGAAGAAUUCUGCAUGCGCAUGAUAUCGUCCGGAUAACUGAGUCGCCUGAUGGGGAAGUCAGAUCUUCGCCAAUAUGUGGACACAGUGGGUGUUCGCUGCUGUGUGCGUGGGGCUUGGUCUUGUGCUGCAGACGGCGCUCCAUGACCAGCACCCCCACCCUGGGCAAACGAUGUGUGAUGCACGAAAGCUCGGGCUUGUCGUGAUUGGCGACGAUGGGAGUCUCGGCCGGAUGGUUUUGCACGCGUUGGAUACAAUCAGCGUCGCACAGGCUGACUUUUGUGGUGCUUCGGUGCACAUUGCUGCCGUCGGUGGGAGUCGUGGCUACCUCAAGCAUUCUCAUGGACUUUCAUGGGAUCACCUUCGGUCGCUACUCAAUCACACGACGGUCUUCCACGGUGCCAAUCCGCCAAACGAGAGCCCCAGUCCCGUGGAUGUUGACAGCUCCACCAACGAACAGGUUGACGAACCAGAUACGGACGAUGACGGGGUGCAGCAACGAGACACACUUCGCGACGUAUUAGGAGACUUGGCGGCGUUCGGCCAUUACGACAAGUUCAUUGUCGUGGAUUGCACGACGACAGCAGCACCAGGACAUGUGGACGAUCUGAUCUGGGCAAAGUCGCUUGGCAUGGGACUCGUCAUUGCCAACAUCCAGGCGGUAGCUGGGCCAUGGGCGUCGUAUCAAUCGCUCGUCUUGAAUACAGCCAAAGCAAAACAGAGUUCUCUCGUCGCUGUCGACGCCACGGUCGGGAGAGGCCUGCCAGUGCUGUCGACGCUCGCACGAUUGCAAGCCAGCGGCGACCACAUCACGCUUGUCCGUGGUACAUUUAGCGAUGCCGUGGGUCACGUCCUGGCCGAAAUGGAAGCCGGUAGCACGUUUGGAGAUGCCGUGACGACCGUGUACGAGAAUGGUCUGACCGAGGACGACCCUCGUGACGAUCUCACGGUGCGUUCGACGUGUAAUGUGAUUCUCAUGGCCAUGGCAGGGCGCAGUCUUGGCGCGAAAGGCUGUCGUGAUUGCGCGGAUGCUGGGCAAGCGUACGGACGUCAAGGACGUCGUGGUCGAUGGGCUGCUUCCUCGCAAGUUCACGAACGGCACAGUUGCUUCAUUCUUCCACGCCGUUGGCAGCCUCAAUGAUGCGUUCAAGUCCAAAUGGGCGGACGCAACCAAGCGAGGACACAAGCUCGCGUUCGUUGCAACAAUCAGUGAUGAUUGGGCAGUACGCAUUAGCCUCCAGAGCGUCGAUCAUGCGCAUAUCCUUCACGCUGCGCACUAUGGCGACAGCGUCGUGGAAAUCCGCACGACGAACUUUCCCCAUGGCAUUCUGGUCCAAGUGGCCAAACCGGAUGCGGCUGGCACCGUCGCGACAAUUCUGGCCGACAUAGCGUCGUUGAGUUGUAUUUUGUUUCAGCGAUGUGACUUGUCUUAAGCAGCAUCUUCGUGCAUCAGCCGUGUCUUAAGCAGCAUCUUCGUGCAUCAGCCG